GUGUUGAACGUCAUCCGAAGGCUCUGCAACAAGGAGCAUGCCAACUUACACUGCACCAGCUAUCAGAGCAGCAGGAAGGCCAGUGUCAGACUCCACGCUCUAUCCUUCUAUCUGCAGGAGAAAAAGUGUUUCCCAGAGAAGGUGGACAUUAGUGCUGCUCUGGAUCUAAUGAUGCAGUGCGCCUCCACGGAGAUCACCUGUGAAUCUGGCGCCGUCAUGGCGGCCUCGCUGGCCAAUGGCGGCCUCUGUCCUCUGUCAGGUGACCAGGUGCUGUCGCCGGUGGCGACGCGCAGCAUGCUGUCUGUGAUGCAGGUGGCCGGGAUGAAGGAUUACUCCUCCACCUUCCACUUUAAGACCUCGGUACCGGCCGUGUCCAGCAGCCAUGGCGCCCUCCUGGCGGUGGUUCCUGGUGUUUUGGGUCUGAUGGCGUUCUCUCCGGAGACGGACGCCUGCGGAAACCCCUGGAGGGCCGUCCACUUCUGCCAGGAGCUGAUUUCCACAUUCCAGUUGCACAGUUUUGACAUCCGGACUCCGUUCAGACAGAUCCUGGCUUACAGACAGUGGAAAGCUGAAUCUGAGGGAUACCAGAUCAUGAAUGUCCUGCUGGCUGCGUUUAAAGGAGAUGUCCAGACCCUGAGGAGGUACUUCCUGUCUGGAGUGGACGUGAACGCUGUCGACUACGACGGCCGGUCGGCUCUCCACGUGGCGGCCGCCGAAGGUCACGCCGAGGUCAUCAGCUUCCUGCUGCAGAACACGAGAGCUGAUGCUGACCUGAAGGACAGGUGGGGGAGCUCUGCUCUGCAGGAAGCCCGGCGACACAACAGGGAAGCUGUGGUCACACUGCUGCAGGGACACAUCUGACCUUUGACCUGUUGGGG
Molecule: messenger RNA, 878 nt
Organism: Perca flavescens (yellow perch)
Lineage: Eukaryota; Metazoa; Chordata; Actinopteri; Perciformes; Percidae
Product: glutaminase liver isoform, mitochondrial
Exons: 9
Biological process (GO): L-glutamine catabolic process
Molecular function (GO): glutaminase activity; protein binding
Source: RefSeq, a predicted model, not a curated record